GGAGGAAAUUAAACGACGAAACAACGGAAGACUGAUCAGAUUCAAGCGCUUUUUCCAGCAUGACUCAACCGGUGGACAGUUCUUUUUCGUACUGGUCAACCAACCCAGGCGUCGGAGCAACAAACGACUCUCGUCCAUCACUCCUCGAGACCACGGAGUCCAGUGGGCAGAUGUCGCCCUACGCCCCGUCGUUCUAUCCCGCCGGCUCAUAUGCGGCCCAGCUGCUGGCCCACGAGGAGUCGCAGGAGAACGGGAGGAAUGCGGCUAUACGUGCACAGAACCGCCACCAGGAGCGGACUACCGGCAUGUCUAGCUUCUUCAAUUCCGCCGCCUUGUCGGGCGAUGGUCCACGAUCCCCCCAGUCGAGCGGAGGCCCGAACAACUACUUUCCACGUGUCCCCCAGUCGAGCGGUGGUCUAAGUAACAUCUUUCCACGUGCCCAGUCGAUGUGCGUACGAAAUGACACCAAUAACAACUCACGUGCCCAACCAUCGGGCCACAAUUCACGGGCCCAAACAAUUAGAGUCACCAAUCCCUGCUUGCCGAUUACUCGCCACCUCUUAAGUCCGGAAAGAGAGCCGCGCAGGGCAAAUGCUACUCUACCGGCGCCAGUCCGUCCAGAGCAGGCUUCUCCGGCCCCUACUCGCACGCGAUACUCCACAGAUGGCGAUCACUCAACGCUGGAGCGGUUGCCUUUAUCCGCAGUACCCCAUACUGAUCCCACUACAGAGUACUGCGCCAAGCUCCUUAGGAACCGGCAAAACGAGUCCUCGAGUAACGCCGCUCGGGUGGAUCCAAGGAUUCCAGCAGCGAGGCCGCAGUCUUCGAUAACGCCGCCGACGCCUACGGCGACGGCGAACUAUCCCCCCUUUGAGGAAUUUGUCGCGCAGUUAGACAAUUGGGACGUACGUCGAGAGGAGUUCAUAGGAACGCUACGGAAUCUGAUGGUGCGCGCCAACGACUUGUUGAAGCCAUUGCUUGGUGGCCGCUUCAGCCAGAUGACACCCGAGCAGAUCGCCGCCUACACCUCUACCAUCCUCAACAGUGGGCCACUGCAUCCCAGCCUGUUCCUGCCGUUCCAUGCUCAGCGACCAUGGGAGGGCGACGGCCUUGAACUGCCUUCCAGCCAUCCACACAGUCUGACGCCCGAGGACUUGGCCCUAAUCAGAGCUCUUUGCAGCAAGAAGGACGCCACCACACAGACAGAGUACGAUUGCCUCUGCAUGCUAUUGGGCUUUCCGGGGAUCCCGCCGCUAGAUCGUCCCCAAGCUGGUCCAUUCGCGGGACCGCCAUUGUUUGAAAUGACCCCGAACGGGCCGCGUCUCGCUCCAUUGGGUGAUGAACUCCUGGAGCUGAACUUGGAGCUGGGGCAGGGCUUGAACCGGGCACGGGAUUCGCACCUGGAGCAGGAUACGGGCAAACCGCAGGAUACGGACCUGGAUAUAGAGAAGGAUUCGGACCAGGCGCAGGAAUCGGACCUGGCGCAAGACCCGGACCUGAUCAUAUUUUUGGACCUGGAGCAGGAUUUGGACCUGCCGCAGGGUUUGGAACUGGCGCAGGACUUGGAACUGGGGCUGGAUUCGGACCUGGAGCAGAAAGGGCAGCCGGGGCAGCCGGGACAGGACUCGCACCAGGUGCAGGACUUGGACCAGCAGCUGGCGUCGUACCUGGAGCAGGAUUUGGACCUGCCGCAGGGUUCGGAACUGGCGCAGGACUUGGAACUGGGGCUGGACUCGGACCUGGAGCAGAUAUGGCAUCCGGGGCAGGACUCGCACCAGCUGCAGGACUUGGAUCUGCUGCAGGCGUCGUACCUGGAGCAGGAUUUGGACCUGCCGCAGGGUUCGGAACUGGCGCAGGACUUGGAACUGGGGCUGGAUUCGGACCUGGAGCAGAAAGAGCAGCCGGGGCAGCCGGGACAGGACUCGCACCAGGUGCAGGACUUGGACCAGCAGCUGGCGUCGUACCUGGAGCAGGAUUUGGACCUGCCGCAGGGUUCGGAACUGGCGCAGGACUUGGAACUGGGGCUGGACUCGGACCUGGAGCAGAUAUGGCAUCCGGGGCAGGACUCGCACCAGCUGCAGGACUUGGAUCUGCUGCAGGCGUCGUACCUGGAGCAGGAUUUGGACCUGCCGCAGGGUUUGGAACUGGCGCAGGACUUGGGACUGGGUCUGGAUUCGGACCUGGAGCAGAUAUGGCAUCCGGGGCAGGACUCGCACCAGCUGCAGGACUUGGAUCUGCUGCAGGCGUCGUACCUGGAGCAGGAUUUGGACCUGCCGCAGGGUUUGGAACUGGCGCAGGACUUGGAACUGGGGCUGGACCCGGACCUGGAGCAGAUAUGGCAUCCGGGGCAGGACUCGCACCAGGUGCAGGAUAUGGACCUGCAGCAGGCGUCGUACCUACGGCAGGACUAGCACUUGGAGCUGGUGCAUGGCCCGUACCACUAACAGGAUGGUCGUAUGCUGGUGACACGCCUCCGCAACCUCAUCAGAUGCCUCCAGCCUAUCCUCCUUUUGGGCAAGCGCCGGC
This is a messenger RNA of Drosophila persimilis, 2526 nucleotides long. RefSeq lists its product as uncharacterized. Bases 60 to 2411 code for a protein of 783 amino acids. The record is from RefSeq and is a predicted model, not a curated record. The transcript has 7 exons. Lineage: Eukaryota; Metazoa; Arthropoda; Insecta; Diptera; Drosophilidae.